CUCUCCCUGCGCUGUGCUGAACAAACCCCAGGCACACCUGCAAAGCAUCCCUAUUGUCAUCCCCUUUGCAUGGGAUAUUAACACAAUGCAAGCUCCCCUGACAUUUCCAUAUUGGCUGCUGCCAUGGUACUGCUCUUGGGGACGCGUCGCGAGCAAUCGUGUGUUGGUUAAGCAUCUCUGCUUCCCUGCUGUUCGCCCCCCUUCUCCCUCUCUCUCACUCUCUCCCUAUCCCACGCUCCCUCACACUAUCACACCGAUGCGAGCAGCGUGUGUACUGAUUCCCACUCCCGGGCAACAACAGAUAGCUCUGCGCAAGAGAGGAAAAAAAAAAGCCCUCUAAACCGCUGCUGGGUGGAACAGCCGAGCGAGCAGCUUCUGCCUCCUGCUCCCAGCCGACAUCUGCCGAGACCCACCUUGCACCUGUUCCCCGGGCUGUACGCACUGAAGAUCACUCACCAUGAAAACCAGGCUAGGCUGCCUAUCCAAUAAGUCGGACUCCUGUAAUGAUUUCUCUGAAUUCUUGCCACCUGCACAGGACAGGUCGGCUAAAUGUGUAAAGUUAUCAACUGAAGAAGUCACAAGCUGGGCUGAUUCAUUUGACAUUCUUCUGUCUAACAAGUAUGGCUUGACGGCCUUCAGAACCUUUCUUAAGUCAGAGUUCAGCGAUGAGAACAUUGAGUUCUGGCUGGCAUGUGAAGACUAUAAAAAGAUCAAAUCACCUGCAAAACUCAUGUCAAAAGCUGAGAAGAUUUACAAAGAGUUCAUCGAUGUUCAGGCACCAAGAGAGAUAAAUAUUGACUUCAGGACAAGAGAGGAGACCAAGCUAGGUCUUCAAGAGCCAACUCCAAUCAGCCUCAAUCUGGUGCAAGCCAGAGUGUAUAGUCUGAUGGAGAAAGACUCUUAUCCACGAUUUCUGCGAUCCAAACUCUAUCAAGACUUGCUUAAUAAGACUCAUAUACACUGUCAAAGGAAGUCAGUUUGAGGAAAAGCUUCAAGGUAUCAUGGAUAUCACUGAUGGACAACAAAAUUCAGCAUCCAUGUGCCAUGUUCAUUUAAUUGUUGACUGUACUGAAAAUGCAUUUCAUGGAAUCCUGACAAGUUUAUUUUAGAGAAGAAACAUCACAACCAUACAUUGUACCUUUUAGCGAUCAUUUUGUGAAAAAAGGUGAACUGAAUCUUUGGAUGAUUUCACAUUUAGAGUAGAACAACUGAUUUAAAUGUAACUGUUUAUUUUAGAGGUUACGUGCAAACAAAAUGCACGUGGUUUUGUUAAAUGUGUUGCUUUUAAUGGUAUGGUCAGCCUUUCAUAGUUUAGUCAGAUAUGAUGUUUUUGCUUAUUCUUUUUAAGCUAUUCUGAGCACAAUGACAGAGUUCAAAAGAAGGUGACUGGACAGAAAGUCUACCCUGGGAAUCCAGAGUUCUCGCAGAAGCAUUUGCUUAGCGAGAGACUCUGGCAACGAGUAAUGAUGCACGUAACUUUUGCCCCUUGCAUCGCGGGGAACCAAUCAUA
This is a messenger RNA of Alosa sapidissima (American shad), 1510 nucleotides long. It is a transcript of the gene rgs8, whose product is annotated as regulator of G protein signaling 8. Bases 458 to 982 code for a protein of 174 amino acids. Lineage: Eukaryota; Metazoa; Chordata; Actinopteri; Clupeiformes; Clupeidae. The record is from RefSeq and is a predicted model, not a curated record. The transcript has 5 exons.